UCAUUGAUAUUGAAAUGUAUUACGUAUGACAAAAAGUGCAAAGUAUACUUAACAUACUUUCGAAUAAAUGUUCACAGCCGCUUAUCAGCUUGUUAAUUGAGUGAGUUUCAUGAUUGAUAAGCGUGAAAAUAUUUGUAUGUACAUGAAUAAAAGGUAGCACGAAUGGUAACCACACAUGAAUAUAUAGACUAAUAUUUGCUAAACACAUGUAUACGUGUCGGUGACAAGACUAACAAUAUUACAAACAAUAAGAAGGAAACACCUAUGAAGAAAUAUUAUCUCUGAAAUAUUUCGAUCGCAAAUGUCAUGAAAAUGUCGUUGUUGAUUUAAAGGUUAGAGUGUAUGAGCGUUCAUAUAUUUAUGUAUAUGCCGGGAGGUAUUAAUUAAAUAGAAAUUUCUCUACAAGCAUAUUUAAAAAAGAUUAUCUAUAAGUAUUGAGAUUGACCAGAGAUUGAUCUUAUUUUCUUUGUUUUAUGAGAUUAUUAAUAUUAAAGCUUGUUAGGUUUCAAGUAUAAUGGGUAUCGAUAGCAUGAGGGUUGGUGGAGGAAGAUGUUCACCUCUUUUAGUUGGAGGACUUUUAAUAGCGUGUUUAAUGCUUCUUUGUAACUGGUGGACUUUGUCAUCUGAAAAUUUAGAUUUAGUCCACCAAAUCGAUGAACUCGGUGAGCAGCUUAAAAUAAGCGCAGAAGAAAAUGAUCAAUGUAUAACAUUACGCAAUAAAUUAGAGCAAAGAUAUAGGCACGCAGAAGAUGAAGUAGCUUACUUGCACGUAUCUUUGGAAAAACAAAAUGAGUUUAACAAGAGGCAGAAAGAAAAUUUUGAAACUUCUAUAGCAUUAUGUAAAAGAGAAUUUGACUCGAAUAAGAUUAAUGAAAAAGAAAAAGAAAAUGAAAAACUUCAAGAAGAAUUGGACAGAGUCAAAGAUGAAAUGGAAAAAUUAAAACUUGCCUAUAAUGCCCCGGUUGAUAACAUUAGAUCUGAUCCUACGCUAACACCUACAAGAAAGGUCAUUGAUGGUAGUCAGUUACGUCUUGUUCGGGACUCUGCUAUAAGAAUAUCUGUAGCUGGUCAGCGUGGUUUGAAGUAUCAUCAAAUCCCAAUUCUACCAUCAGAUCCACCCGGUGCUGUGCGCUUAGCUCCUCGUCUUUCAGUAACAAUGUUAAAAGCUGAAAGAAAUUCAAAGCUAGAAAGUAGCACGAUUGAAGGAAUGAGAAAUGACAAAACAGAGAAAAUUGAUAUAAGUAAUGAAGGAAAGAAGGCAGCAGAAACUAUGUCGUAUGUAGAAAAAAGAAACAAUCAAUUGAGCAAUUAAAUAUCUCUGUGAUAUAUUAUAUACUUAUUUACUGAUGUCUUGUCAAUUAAAACAUAGGAAAUAAUGAUGAUGUAUAAUAUUUCGAAAAUAAUAACAGAUUCAUUUUGAAAAUAA
Polistes dominula (European paper wasp) is the source of this 1426-nucleotide messenger RNA. RefSeq lists its product as uncharacterized. The record is from RefSeq and is a predicted model, not a curated record. NCBI's taxonomy places the organism in Eukaryota, Metazoa, Arthropoda, Insecta, Hymenoptera, Vespidae.